Messenger RNA from Capsicum annuum, 429 nucleotides. RefSeq lists its product as uncharacterized. Bases 1 to 429 code for a protein of 142 amino acids. The record is from RefSeq and is a predicted model, not a curated record. Lineage: Eukaryota; Viridiplantae; Streptophyta; Magnoliopsida; Solanales; Solanaceae. The transcript is spliced from 2 exons.
AUGGCUGAGUAUGAGGCUUGCAUCCUGGGUCUCAAAUUGGCACUUGAUAUGGGUGUUUGUGAAUUAUUCAAAAAAGUUAAUUUCAGACAUAUCCCUCGGAUACAAAAUGAAUUUGCAGAUGCUUUGGCCACUAUAUCUUCCAUGAUUCAACACCCAGAUCAGAGUUACAUUGAUUCUUUGGAAAUAAACUUGAAGGAGCAACCCGCGCAUUGUGCAUACGUGGAAGAGGAGCCUGAUGGAAAGCCUUGGUACUAUGAUAUUAAGAGGUAUGUGGAAUCCGAAAUAUAUCUUGAAGAGGCCAGUAACAACCAAAAGAAUACAAUCCAGCGUUUGGCAAAGAACUACUUUCCAAGUGGGGAAAUUCUUUUUAGGAGGACUCCUGAUUUGGGAUUCCUUAGAUGUGUCGAUGCUGCGGAAGACAAUAAUUGA